AUGUCUGGCCAAACAGAGACCUUCGGCUUCCAAGCUGAAAUCACCCAACUGCUCGACCUUAUCAUCAACACCUUCUACUCAAACAAGGAAAUCUUCCUUCGUGAACUGAUCUCCAACUCCUCCGAUGCCCUCGACAAGAUCCGCUAUGCCUCUCUCACCGACCCUUCCCAGCUCGACAGCGAGAAGGAGUUCUUUGUUCGCAUCACUCCCGACAAGGAGAACAAGACCUUGACCAUCCAGGACUCUGGAAUUGGUAUGACCAAGGCCGACCUCGUCAACAACCUUGGUACCAUCGCCAAGUCUGGCACCAAGGCUUUCAUGGAGGCCCUGUCCAGUGGCGCUGACAUCAGCAUGAUUGGUCAAUUCGGUGUCGGUUUCUACUCUGCUUACCUUGUAGCUGACCGGGUCACUGUUAUCACCAAGCACAAUGACGAUGAACAGUACAUCUGGGAAUCCGCUGCCGGUGGCACCUUCACUAUCACCCCUGACCCCGAUGGCGCCACUCUUGGCCGAGGAACGCGUAUGAUCCUCCACCUCAAGGAAGAUCAACUCGAAUACCUCGAGGAGAAGCGCAUCAAAGACAUCGUCAAGAAGCACUCCGAAUUCAUCUCUUACCCCAUCCAGCUCGUCGUCACCACCGAAGAAGAGAAGGAAGUCGACGAUGACGAAGAAGAGAUCAAACUUGAAGACGACGAGAACAAGGAGGCCAAGAUCGAGGAACUCGACGAAGACUCUGACAAGAAGAAAAAGACGAAGAAGGUCACCGAAAAGAGCACCAAGCAGGAAGAGCUCAACAAGACCAAGCCCAUCUGGACCCGCAACGUCCAAGACAUCACCCAGGACGAAUAUGCCUCCUUCUACAAGUCGCUCACCAACGACUGGGAAGAUCACCUUGCGGUUAAGCACUUCUCUGUUGAGGGUCAACUUGAAUUCAAGGCCAUUCUUUUCGUACCCAAGCGAGCACCCUUCGACCUCUUUGAGAGCAAGAAGAAACGCAACAACAUCAAGUUGUAUGUCCGAAGGGUUUUCAUCAUGGAUGACUGUGAAGACCUUAUCCCCGAGUACCUCAACUUUGUCAAAGGUAUCGUCGACUCGGAAGACUUGCCCCUCAACAUUUCCCGAGAAACUCUCCAACAGAACAAGAUCCUCAAGGUCAUUCGCAAGAACUUGGUCAAGAAGGUCAUGGACAUGUUCAGCGAGAUUGCCGAGGACAAGGACAACUUCAACAAAUUCUACGAGGCCUUCGGCAAGAACCUCAAGCUCGGUAUCCACGAAGACCAGCAGAACCGCUCUAAAUUGGCUGAGUUCUUGCGAUUCAACUCGACCAAGAGCACCGACGAACUGACCAGCUUCAAAGACUACAUUACCCGGAUGCCUGAGGUCCAGAAGAACAUCUACUACCUCACUGGUGAAUCCCUGAGCGCCGUCCGGGACUCGCCCUUCCUUGAGGUCUUCAAGAAGAAGUCCUUCGAGGUGUUGCUCAUGGUUGAUCCGAUCGAUGAAUACGCCGUCACUCAGCUGAAAGAGUUCGAAGGCAAGAAGUUGGUUUGUGUCUCCAAGGAAGGACUCGAGCUCGAGGAAUCUGACGAGGAGAAGAAGGCUCAUGAGGAGGAGUCCAAGGCCUACGAAAACCUCUGCAAGGUCAUGAAAGAGAACCUCGGCGACAAGGUCGAGAAGGUCCAAGUCUCCAACCGAAUCAACCAGUCUCCUUGUGUGCUCGUCACUGGCCAAUUCGGAUGGAGUUCCAACAUGGAGCGAAUCAUGAAGGCCCAGGCCCUCCGCGACUCGGGCAUGUCGAGCUACAUGAUGAGCAAGAAGACCCUCGAGAUCAACCCCCAGAACCCGAUCAUCCGGGAGCUCAAGAACAAGGUUCAAGAGGAUUCUUCGGACAAGACUGUCCGAGACCUCAGUGUCCUGUUGUUUGAGACCGCCCUCUUGACUUCCGGCUUCACCCUCGAUGCUCCUCAGCACUUCGCUGAGCGCAUCCACCGAAUGGUUUCUCUUGGACUGUCGAUCGAUGUCCAGGAGGAGGCUGAGGCCUCCACCUCGGGCACCACCGCUGAUGCCGAAGUCCCUCCUCUAGAACCCACCGCUGCCUCUGCCAUGGAAGAGGUCGACUGA
Molecule: messenger RNA, 2121 nt
Organism: Puccinia triticina
Lineage: Eukaryota; Fungi; Basidiomycota; Pucciniomycetes; Pucciniales; Pucciniaceae
Exons: 12
Coding region: 1-2121 (706 amino acids)
Biological process (GO): protein stabilization; protein folding; cellular response to heat
Cellular component (GO): protein-containing complex; perinuclear region of cytoplasm; cytosol
Molecular function (GO): ATP hydrolysis activity; ATP-dependent protein folding chaperone; ATP binding
Source: RefSeq, a predicted model, not a curated record